Penicillium macrosclerotiorum is the source of this 645-nucleotide messenger RNA. RefSeq names its product Hsp70 nucleotide exchange factor FES1 (gene fes1). Bases 1 to 645 code for a protein of 214 amino acids. The transcript has 2 exons. Lineage: Eukaryota; Fungi; Ascomycota; Eurotiomycetes; Eurotiales; Aspergillaceae. The record is from RefSeq and is a predicted model, not a curated record.
AUGGACCCCCAAAUGAACAAGCUCCUCAAAUGGAGUGUCCAAAAUUCCCAACAGCAGGCCGAAGACGGCACCACCACUGCCCCUCCCAGCGCCGAAGAGGCGUCGCGCAACCUGACCCCGGACAUGAUCAAUGCGCUGUUCGGAGGUCCAUCCGACGCGGAGCUCAUGAAAGCCGCCAUGGAGGUACUGCACUCCGACGAGUCCGAUCUGGAGAACAAAUUGAUCGCCUUCGACAACUUCGAGCAGCUGAUCGAGUCCAUUGACAAUUCCAACAACCUCGAGCCGCUGGGCUUGUGGACUCCGCUCGUCAAACUGCUUCAGCAUGACGAGGCAGACAUGCGCCGCAUGGCCGCCUGGUGCAUUGGCACGGCCGUGCAGAACAAUGAGAAGGCUCAAGAUAAGCUUAUCGUCUUGAAUGCGAUCCCAAUUCUCGUGACAAUGGCCACUACCGAUGCCAACCCUGCCGCCCGCAAGAAGUCCGUCUAUGCGCUAUCGUCCGCUGUACGCAACUACCAGCCUGCGAUGAACGAGCUGGUGAAGAGCUUGCCAGAGGGUUAUCCCAAGGACAAAGUUGAUUCUGGAGACAUGGAAGCUGUCGACGCCAUCAUUAACCAGCUUCGUGCCCAUCCGGCCCCCUCAGCAUGA